AUGCUUGCAAAGACUCUCCUUGCUCUUAGCUUCGCCGCUACUGUCUGUUCAUUCACCCUUCCAAAGGGACUACCUAAUGGAGCCUAUCGAGCCUACUAUAACGAUGCUGGUGAAGAAGUUCAUGAGCCGGUUGUAGUAAAUUCAUCUGCUCCUCAGGCCCUGCCGAAGCGUAGCUAUUCCCAAUCAAAGCGAGAUACCAUCCAAACAUGGUGCGGAUGCGCCUUCCCUAUGAAUGCUGGCGAUACAAAUAUUGCCAACCAAGGUCUAGCUGACCAAGCCGCUUCGUAUCCGGAGGUUGACCCCGGUAUGGCCUACUACACAAUUCAAAAUACCGCUGUUGCGUUUGUGUGUAACGUGGAUGACAAAACUGCAAACAUACCCCAGGAUGUUGUUAGCACUGGCUCAUGGGAUGUCACACAAGCUUGUGGCCUGUUCUAUGCGGGUACGUCCCGUAUACAGUGGCCCGAGGCCCUGGAUUACGGGUACAUGAACUACUUUGAUAACCUAGACUUCUGUGGAGCUGCGGAGGUCGCGAAGGAACAUAGUUGCUGUAACCCUGGGAGCCGGACUUACGCAAGCUGUCCCGACAACUGCUGUAAUGGUAACUGCGAAUUCCUCUAUUAUGACAACAGUACUAUUCCUAUCCCUGGGGCUGCACCCCUCUUCUACCCAGGUUGGGUAAUUUACAAGGAUGGCCAGUCUAUGGGAGGCGGUCAGGAUUGCAAUGGUUACCCCUGCACCGACGAAAAUCAGUUCGAGUUGAAGACAGAGCUACCAUCCUCAUUCUUCUUGACUGCCUACUCGGAUGGUAGUGGAUGUCCCGACAGAUGCGACGGGCAAUACGAGUCGCAAACGACUUUGACUGGAAGCAUCUAUAGGAAUGGUUUGUCGACAGAGUGUUCGUGUAGAAUUUACUUCCAGUGUUAA
Messenger RNA from Talaromyces rugulosus, 927 nucleotides. RefSeq lists its product as uncharacterized. NCBI's taxonomy places the organism in Eukaryota, Fungi, Ascomycota, Eurotiomycetes, Eurotiales, Trichocomaceae. The transcript has 2 exons. The record is from RefSeq and is a predicted model, not a curated record. The coding region runs from base 1 to 927 and encodes 308 amino acids.